Molecule: messenger RNA, 1006 nt
Organism: Cotesia glomerata
Lineage: Eukaryota; Metazoa; Arthropoda; Insecta; Hymenoptera; Braconidae
Gene: Prosalpha3
Product: proteasome subunit alpha type-4
Exons: 3
Coding region: 93-866 (257 amino acids)
Biological process (GO): ubiquitin-dependent protein catabolic process
Cellular component (GO): nucleus; cytosol; proteasome core complex, alpha-subunit complex
Source: RefSeq, a predicted model, not a curated record
UUUCGAUACUGUGUAAGUAAGUGCCACUGUUAAGCAAAGGCAGUGAAUAAACAAUUUAUUAAAUACACAAAUAUUGCAAAUAAUUAAAUAAAAUGGCUCGCAGAUAUGACACUCGUACGACAAUAUUCUCUCCGGAGGGACGUUUGUACCAAGUGGAGUACGCGAUGGAAGCGAUUAGUCACGCAGGAACCUGUCUGGGAAUUUUAGCGAACGACGGGAUCCUGUUAGCAGCUGAGCGACGAAACACAAACAAACUCCUUGACGAGGUAUUUUUCUCCGAGAAAAUCUACAAGCUCAACGACGACGUUGUCUGCUCAGUCGCCGGGAUAACAUCCGACGCAAAUGUGCUGACAAACGAGCUGAGACUGAUCGGGCAAAGAUACUUGCUCCAGUACGGCGAAACAAUUCCCUGCGAGCAGUUGGUGUCAUGGCUGUGCGAUGUCAAGCAAGCCUACACCCAGUUCGGUGGCAAGAGACCUUUUGGAGUUUCAAUUCUCUACAUGGGUUGGGACAAGCACUACGGCUACCAGCUGUACCAGUCCGACCCCAGUGGAAACUACGGAGGCUGGAAGGCCACCUGUAUCGGGAACAAUUCCGCAGCAGCUAUUUCUUCACUUAAACAGGAGUACAAAGAGGGAGAGACCACUUUGAAGGAUGCUCAGGCUUUGGCGAUCAAAGUUUUGUCCAAGACUCUUGAUAUGACUAAACUCACUGCUGAAAAAGUUGAAAUGGCGACAUUGACACGUGAGAAUGGCAAAACAAUAACAAGAAUUUUAUCAGCUGGUGAAGUCACAGCUCUGAUAAAAGAACAUGACCGACUAGAGGCACUUGCCGAGCAAGCUAAAAAAGAAAAACAAAAGCUCUAAUUUUUUAAUUCCGAUAUUAAUAUUAAUUAUAAUAAAUAUAAAUACAUUACGCUCUGGUUCGUAAGUUUUUCACAAGGUAAUUAAAUUCGUUUUUUUUUUUUUUUCAUUCUCAUUAAACAAAAUAAAAUUUAUUAAACCAA